Molecule: messenger RNA, 2064 nt
Organism: Necator americanus (New World hookworm)
Lineage: Eukaryota; Metazoa; Nematoda; Chromadorea; Rhabditida; Ancylostomatidae
Exons: 18
Coding region: 1-2064 (687 amino acids)
Molecular function (GO): oxidoreductase activity
Source: RefSeq, a predicted model, not a curated record
AUGGUGUCAAAAACGAACCUUCUUCUUUUUUCGACUACAGUGCUCUCUUGGAUUACAGUAGUAACAUCCGUUGACUGCAGCAAAGCUCCAAGUGAAGCGUUACGUACCGUGUGUCAGCAGCUGCAACGAUGGGAUGAUGGGGCAAGGAAAACGCCAGCACCGACGUCGGUGAAACCGCCCUCAAUUGGCGGGAAAAUUCAGCUUGCCGCCGAUUUUGCGCCGAUAGCCAGUAACAUGUACCAAUGCAUGGAUAUCGCUUGUUUAUGCGUGUUUUUCAGAGGUACCGGCGGUAAUUCCUGCACAGUACAAGGUCGUGCUCUACGGAAAGCGUUGCGCAAGGAGUAUCGACAGUUGAGCGACGAUGAACGCAACCGGGUCAAUGCUGCUUUCAGAGCCAUCAAAAACAGUGGCGAAUACGACCGACUAGCCACAAUCCACGCGCAGUUCGCGAGCAGCGGUGGUGCUCAUUCGGGACCAGCGUUUCUACCAUGGCACAGAGAGUACAUGAAAAGGGUCGAAAUAGCCCUGCGUCAAGUGGACCCCGAACUAGCGCUGCCGUAUUGGGACUCUACUCUGGACGAGAACAUGCCGAAUUCGAAAGAUUCAGUUAUUUGGACGAAUGAAUUUAUGGGAGAAACGGCAGGCGGAAGCGUAUCAGGUGGACCAUUCAGAAACUGGAGAACGUUGGAGGGUCGUCCGGAAAUUCGACGUGAUGUUGGUGGGAAAGGGAAAUGUUUCUCGGAGGAUGAGAUUCAGUUUCUGAUGGGUCAAACAGACAUCAGUCAAGUACUCUCCUUUACGUCACCUAAACAGACAUGCCCGUUUCAACCAAACUUCAAUGUUAUUGAAUACACUCAUGGAAAUCCACAUAUCUACGUUGGUGGUGAAAUGUACGAUCAAGCAACUGCUGGGAACGAUCCUAUCUUCUACAUGCAUCAUUCGUUCGUCGACUAUAUCUGGGAAAUGUGGAGGCAGAAUAAACAGUCUCGAGCGGAUCGUGAACGUGCAUGGCCUGUGGAUAAUGAGCAAUGCUCUAGUCAACAUCACUUCAGUAACGCUUUCAUGCGUCCAUUUCCACCAAUGAGAAAUGCGGAUGGAUUGUCGAAUAUGUAUACAGACAACAUGUACUCGUACUCGCCAAGGCCUAGCUGUUCGAUGGGGAAUGACUGUGGAUCGAAAUAUUUGUAUUGCGAUCGAUCACAUGGUCAGCCGAGAUGUGCUUCAAAAAUCAGGCCAGGGGGCAGCUGCGCAGGACUUACUAACGGGGAAAAUGCGUGUUACAACGGGAAAUGUGUAGGUGAACGUUGUGUCGCCGGGGACAAUCAAGCCACACCUCCACCACCAAUCACUCCCUCGAAGCCGGUGGUAGUCAUUCAGCAAACAUGCUUCAAUGAACAUGAAUGCUGUUCAUACUGGGCGAGUAUCGGAGAAUGUCCAAAGAACUAUAUCUACAUGAGCGGAUGGUGCAAAGCCUCAUGUAAAGUAUGCCAGCCAAAUUAUGACUUGAAUAAUGAGUGCUUAGAUCGUCACGCUAACUGUGCCACUUGGGCGAGAAGCGGCGAAUGCAACAAAAAUCCGCUCUGGAUGUCAGAAAACUGCCGAAGUGCCUGUGGCAAAUGCGGGAUAGCCAGAUCUGUGAUUUGUGCUGGGGGAGGCGGAGGGAAUCAGGGGAUACAAGUGCAAACUACUCAAGCACCUACACAACGUCCACUUCAAAAUAUGGGUGGUCCACAAUCGAACUGCAACUCUCCCAUGUGCUACAACGAGAAUCAGUGUUGUCCGUAUUGGGCUUUUCUGGGUAACUGUAGAACAAAUCCUGGAUUCAUGCUUUGUCAGUGCCGCGUCAGUUGUCAGCAGUGCCAACCGAACUACCGCUAUGGAGAUUGCGCUGAUUAUCACAACGAUUGCUACAAAUGGUCUCGAUUAGGUGAAUGUUUUAAGAACAAAUGGAUGUUGGAGAAUUGCCGUAGAUCGUGUAAUUCCUGUGUGAGCAAUGACAUUUUGCGCCAACGUUGUCCUCAAAGAGUCGCUCGUACAGCCCACUUAAUGUUGAUUGGAAUGUGA